Paramacrobiotus metropolitanus is the source of this 2260-nucleotide messenger RNA. RefSeq lists its product as uncharacterized. Gene Ontology annotation, biological process: regulation of proteolysis; proteasome-mediated ubiquitin-dependent protein catabolic process. The record is from RefSeq and is a predicted model, not a curated record. NCBI's taxonomy places the organism in Eukaryota, Metazoa, Tardigrada, Eutardigrada, Parachela, Macrobiotidae. Gene Ontology annotation, cellular component: cytoplasm; nucleus. Gene Ontology annotation, molecular function: ubiquitin protein ligase binding. The coding region runs from base 207 to 1781 and encodes 524 amino acids. The transcript is spliced from 4 exons.
UGUGCGGCACAUAUUAUGGAAUAAAAAGGGACAAGUUUUUAAGUUGUACUCCAGUUCAUGUUGUAUUCUUCUUUCUUUUUGGGUCUGUUUGCUUUAAAAGCUCAGCAAUCGUUCAGGCUACGCAAACCGUAAAAUGUGGAUAUCAGAAUUACUGUCUUGAAACUCAUUAAAGAACGUCCCUUCUACCGUGGUUGCACAAGGUGCGCAUGAUGUACUCAACAAACUCGUAUCCAGCAGGACUACUGCAUGAUGACAAGCUUGGUCUGGCGCCGAAUGGCUACCAAGUGUCACACCAUCUCAAGUUGACCCGGACCCCAAAUGGAACGACACCGCUGGUCAAUUCCUUAACAGCCGAGUAUCUGCGUGAAGUGCAGAAUUUCGACCAGGUCACGGCAGAUAUUGUCAAGCAUUCAUAUUCGUGCGGAUUCUUCCAGAAAAAAGCUGAACUUACCUGGCAAUUAAAGGAUGGUCACGAAGAAGCAUCGCGUGUUGUUCAUUCGGAAAAUCCAACGGCUGCUGUGCCCGAGGGAAACGAGAGCGCGGACGAUCUGAUGAGUGGCGAUGCUACCGGACAAACUACAGUAACCUCUAUUCCGGAUGAUCCAAAUUUGCAGCAUUAUACGUAUCAACUAGCGGAGGAGAAUUCUAUUGCGCUGAUGACCGGGAAUGGAAAUGGAUGGCUGUCAAAAAACUUCCGGCUUACUCUCGACUGGUGGCUCGAUGAUAACUCGUUGAGAAAAUGGACAGCCCAGUUGCAAAUUACACUCGCAGAUCCCGACAAUCAAAAGCCUGCCCAGUCCGGCGACGGUGAUGCUUCUACAUGGCCGCUAGGUUAUUAUCCGCGUAAAAUUCACUCGGCUGUGCUUCGGGUUGGAGAUCAGGAAGCCGAAAUUGCAGACGUUCCUUUGUAUGAUGAAGAGAAUUCCCAUCCGAAAGAAUCUGCUCGUACGCAGAAUAAAUCACCAGAGCAGGCCACAAUUACUCUGCAGUUCCGUAAAGAUGAUGUGUCGUUCUUCCGCAACUUAACGGCAAACACGAUCCGUUCCGCUUUCAAACUAGAUCAGCAUUCCGCAAUUACCUGCGCUUUGGUUGCGAAAUCUAGACCAUCCGACCUUUUGGAGCGACCAAUACAAAGGGUGUGCUAUGCUUUGGUGCCCAAAACUGAAGGGUUAUCCCACAUCACGCAGCUGACGACACUUUUCACGGAUCCCCUAACAGGAAACUAUUCCGUUAAAACCGGAAGCGACCUAUUCCAUGUCGACAAAUCUGCGUUAAACCGCACAUCACCGGUGUUUCGCGCGCUGUUUAAUCAUGGGGAAACCGAUAAGUCAAAUGACGAAACACCCUACGAGUUCCUCAACAUUAGUCCUGAAGCAGUCAAGACCUUUCUGGUUUUCUGCUACCUUAAAGCAACACCGGACUUGGACAAAUGCGCCGCAGAUGUAGCGAUUUUAGCGGACAUGUUACAGGUGCCCGAAUUGGUUGGAAGAGCAGAAUUCUUCCUGAUCCGUACAGCUCUGCAGCUUCGCACGCCGUCCGAAGUAGUAAGCUUGGCGGAAUUAGCUGUAGCUCUAAGCUUGAAGAAGCUUCUGUUGGUGCUGCACUUUGUCAGUCAUGAACGACUGGGUGUAUGGAAUCGCCAAGAGAUUAAUGCUUGGACGGAAUUUCUCGAGAAGGAACCACGAUUCAGUCUGGGGUACGCAAAAGGCAUCAAGGACAUUUUGUGGAGCGACGAGGAUCCCGAUGUUCAGCAGCCUCCUCGAAAGCGUCAAUGCGUUUAAGCGUCUCAAGGAAGAAGAGGAUCGAAGGAAUGCCGUCCGCAAUCGCGCUGUUCGUGAAAGUGAUAGUGAUGUAUCUCUCAGUAUUAGCACGUCGCCCUCACAGGAUUCUUCUGUUUGUGGCGUCGAGACAAAUGAUUCUCAACACAGCCCAGCCGGCAGCACGGGUGGUAUCAGUUUGUUGUGGCGAAACUGGGCAAGGGCUCAGAAUCUCUGCUUUUCAGUACUAACCGCCGUUUACGAUCGUGUCAAUCCUACCAGAAAUGUAAGCACUUCCUUCGAUAAUUACGAUCGCGAAUCUCCUUGAAGCCCUGGUAUUGUUGUACUUUUUUUUCGAAUCAGCCGAAUGAUACGUAAAAUUCGAUAAUCGUAAAAUAAGUGCCUACCAGAUUCUAGAGAACGUCUGUCGUAAUUCUACUAUUUCUACGCGUGUAUCAGUUUUUUAACUGCUUAGGCAGUUAUUCAAUAUCACUCUUGGUCGA